AUGACGAAGUCUAACAACAAUCUGGAGAAGAAAACAAAGGGUAGGCGGAAGAUUGAAAUUCGGAAAAUUGACAAUAAAAACAGUCUUCAGGUUACCUUCUCAAAGAGGCGAACCGGUCUUUUCAAAAAGGCGGCGGAAACGAGCCUAUUGUGCGGCGCAAAUAUUGCAAUCCUCAUCCAAUCUCCGGGGAACAAAUUUUUCACUUUUGGCGAACCCUCGGUGGAAUCCAUUCUAAACCGGUACCAAUUUCUUGAUGAUUCAUUUUCUGCCGAGUCAAACCCGACUGCCCACAAUCUUUUGGUUGAAGAAAGAAGUGAAAUUAAUGAGGCAACGAGGGGAUUUUGGUGGCAGAAAGAAAACUUGGAAACCAUGGAGUUGCAGGAACUUGAAGCAUUUGAAGAGAAAUUGAAAGUUUUGGUUCAAGCAGGCGAGAUGAAACGGUACCAAUUUCUUGAUGAUUCCUUUUCUACUGAGUUAAACCUGACUGCCCACGAUCUUCUGGUUGAAGAAAGAAUUGAAAAUGAUGAGGCAACGAGGGAAUUUUGGUGGCAAAAAGAAAACUUGGAAACUAUGGAUUUGCAGGAACUUGAAGCAUUUGAAGAGAAAUUGAACGUUUUGCUUCAAGCAGGGGAGAUGAACCGGUACCAAUUUCUUGAUGAUUCCUUCUCUACUGAGUCAGACCCGACUUCCCACAAUCUUUUGGUUGAAGAAAGAAGUGAAAAUGAUGAGGCAACGAGGGAAUUUGGGUGGGAGAACGAAAACAUGGAAAUUGUGGAUUUGCAGGAACUUGAAGCGUUUGAAGAGGAAUUGAAAGCUUUGCUUCAAGCAGGGGAGAUGAAUAAACAAAUUGCUUCAGCUUCUUGUUCGAUGAUUCCGUUUCCACACCUGUAGGGUUUUAACGAAAAUUUUGACGUCGUAUGAAUUUUGAGCGACAUCUUACGCAUAUAAGUAGGCAGGAUUAGAUUUUAAAUUUUUUGAUGAUGUCUGAUGUCAACACAGGUUGACAACUUGACCAUUCGAUUGUCUUUUUUGACGACGAUCGACCCUAUUCUUCGUGUAAUUGUUUCAUUGAU
This is a messenger RNA of Olea europaea var. sylvestris, 1073 nucleotides long. Its product is annotated as MADS-box protein AGL24-like. Lineage: Eukaryota; Viridiplantae; Streptophyta; Magnoliopsida; Lamiales; Oleaceae. Gene Ontology annotation, molecular function: protein dimerization activity; DNA-binding transcription factor activity, RNA polymerase II-specific; RNA polymerase II cis-regulatory region sequence-specific DNA binding. The record is from RefSeq and is a predicted model, not a curated record. The coding region runs from base 1 to 891 and encodes 296 amino acids. Gene Ontology annotation, biological process: positive regulation of transcription by RNA polymerase II. The transcript has a single exon.